Messenger RNA from Capronia coronata CBS 617.96, 1650 nucleotides. RefSeq lists its product as uncharacterized. The transcript has 4 exons. Gene Ontology annotation, molecular function: catalytic activity. The coding region runs from base 1 to 1650 and encodes 549 amino acids. NCBI's taxonomy places the organism in Eukaryota, Fungi, Ascomycota, Eurotiomycetes, Chaetothyriales, Herpotrichiellaceae. The record is from RefSeq and is a predicted model, not a curated record.
AUGGUAGUCGUAGCCUUGGAAAAUGCGACAAAGCUCGAGGCAGCUGAGGUGCAAUCACUGGCCCAAGGCGCCGGUAUAUCGUUACCCGACAAGGACAUAGAUGACUGGUGCGUUCUCCUUGGCUCCUUCGAGGAUUCGGCGCAGUCUGUCUUGAAAGAAGAUGACUGCCUCCCGAUCCCGGAUCCAAAAGUGUACACCCGCACCGAUAUCUAUGUCCCAGAGGACAACAACAAAGGCGGAUGGGCGACACGGUGCACAGUCAAAAGUACCGCGCCUACCAGCGAUCGACUAGGCGGAUGUACAGUGGCCGUAAAGGAUAACACUGCAGUUGCCGGCGUUAGAUGCCUCAAUGGUCUGCCGCCCGUGGACGGAGAAUGGAUACCUGCUUAUGAUGCCACAAUCAUAACGAGGGUGCUGGAUGCCGGCGGGAUCAUCGCAGGCAAGGCGGCUUGCGAAAAUGCCUGUAUGGAAUGCCUCUCGAACACCUCAUACACCGGCGCCAUCUUGAACCCAUACUCAGACAAUCAUGGCUGUGGGGGCUCGAGUAGUGGAUCGGCACGUCUGGUGGCAGUUGGUGCUGUAGAUAUGGCUCUGGGAGGUGACCAGGGAGGGUCGAUCCGAAUUCCAUCAGCAUUUUGUGGUAUCGUUGGGCUCAAGCCAACCUUCGGCCUGGUUCCAUACACUGGUAUCCUCGGCCACCAGUCAACGUUUGACCAUGCCGGUCCAAUGACCAAGAAUGUGCGAGACAACGCGCUUCUACUUGAAGUGAUCGCCGGCCCAGACGGGAGAGACGACCGACAACCGGCGUAUCUACCUCCACAAUCUCUCCGGUUCUCUAGCGCGUUGGACGAUUUCCUUGCCUCUAAACCGAAGGACCAACUGCUGCAAGGCUUCAAAAUCGGUGUUUUGAAGGAAGGCUUUGACAGCAAGGAAAUGGAUCCGAAUAUCGCAAACGCCAACUACUCGGCCAUCGAGGAUCUCAAGGCAUUAGGCGCCGAAAUCGUCGAAGUCUCCGUUCCCAGCCACAUACGGCAUAUUACCACAUGGAUGUGCUCUCUUCCACUAAUUGGCUGCCGGCAAGGGAUUCUCGGGGACACCACAGGACGCAAGCAGCUGGAGAUGACUGACCGCGGCGUAACCGCUGCCCCUGCUAUGGGCCCCAGUGCAUCGGCGCGACUAUCACAAAAAGCCUUCGACUCCUUCGGUCCGGGCGGCCAAAGUCUAUACUUGAGGUACUUGUACGUUCAAGAAAAGUACGGCGCCAGCUUGCACGCCAAAUGCACCAACCUGCUCUACAAAGCCACACAGGAAUACGACGCGGUUCUAGCAACUGUCGACGUGCUGGUGAUGCCGACAGUGCCCAUGCCUGCAUUGUCCAUUGCCCCGUUCGCUGGUGCUCCGGUGGCUGGGCCCCUCGAAACCAUCUCAUACCCAAUAGGUAUCGUCAACAACACGGCACAAUUCGACGCCACAGGUCAUCCAGCCCUUUCGAUACCUGUAGGAUUCGUCCCGGCUGCAGAUGACCCAGCCGUCAAGUUGCCUGCCGGACUCCAGAUUGUUGGCAAGCGUUUCGAGGACUUGACGUGCUUCAAGGUGGGCGCGGCGUGGGAACAGAGCAAAGACUGGAAAACCUUGGUGUUCGAGAACUAA